CUACCUCUACAACCUCCGUGUUCAGCAGAUCAUUUAUCAUGAGAAACUGCAGAUUGUUCCAGAAACAUAUUGCUGCUGCUGGCGUCUCUGGGUGCGCUAGGCGAUGUGAAAGUGAAAGAAAAGUUUAUUGUUAGGGAGAGCAAAGCAGGUUAGGCUACUGACUGGAGGUUCUGUAUAGGUCAUCUGAGGAUAUAUGCAGCGUUUGAUGUACACAUAGCGCCUGGGAUUUUAUCGCACAGGGAAGAGUGAAGCAGACCUGAGCAUCAUCCAGAGAGGCUGGCCUGGAAGGUGCCAAGAUGCAGGAAGUGGAUCAGGACCCGUUUAUCUGUCCUGACUUGGGAGCUCUACCAGAUGAUUUAUCUGAAUUCUUGAGUGAUGAUUAUCUGCGGAAAUUUGUGGUUCCUGAUCUCGACACAGAUGUGCUCUUUGACGAUCCAUGGUUGAAUUAUGAGGAUGUACUCAACACCUGCUGUGAUCUUCCCAUGUCAACAGAGCUGUCCAGCCUUGACAGCCACCAGCAGGGACAGGAGGACAAAACAAGCAAAACAAAUAACAGGAAAAAAAGACCCAGAGCUCCCCGGGCACAGCGGUGCACUGAUGUGAACACACCAUCUCGGCCAAAAAGGCAAAGAGCAGCAGCUCAACCAAAGGCGAAAGUGGCACAGACUGAGCCGUCUGUCACUCAAGGCACAGGAAUAGAGCCGAGUUCAGAAGAGACAGCGGGCCUCUCAUCCACUCCACCAAGAAUCCUUCAUUUCCAUCCCUCCAUUCAGUUUAUCACCAUCCCAGACACUCCAGCAUGUCAGGUUGUUCAAACACUAAGUCUCUCUCCUCCGGUUAUCAGACUUCCACUCCCCAAUACAGCUGCUACACGUACUUACAUAUUGGUUCCUGCUGCAUCACCGCACUUCAAACGCCAAGUACCAACCCUCUCCCCGACGGAUGGUGCAGUAGUGCCAGUCCAAAUGAGUUCAUCCCCACCAGGAUCUCUGUCAGACACCGCUAGCAAAGUCAUGUCUCCCCAUUGCGCGUCGCCCCUCUCCCCCAGCAAUGAGAUGUCUUCAUGUAAGGAAUCACCUCUUCCUCAGUGUCCCACUGUCCUUGACAUUCCACAGGGUGUAAAGGACUACAUUCAGGAAGCCAAAGCACACAUGAGUCAAACAUGCCAGGAUAUAGAGUCAGGGCUUAGCUUGACCUCUCAUUAUGUUGAUGUGGAAGUGAGCCAGAGAGAAACUCUUCGCUCUGGAAAAAACACAAACAAAGCCCUGGACAAGGAGCUAGUCAUCAUGGGCGAUACAGAUCGGCAAAAAAGCUUGUUGGCGACGAGUCAGAUCUUCGAAAGACCAAAUGGAGACAAACCCAAGCGCUACGUAUUGUUACUUGGCAAUGCUGGCAUGGGAAAAACCACCCUGAUCAGGAAACUGUGUCUUGACUGGUCCAGAGACUGCAUCCCACAGUUUGACUUUGUCUUUUUUUUAGACGGCAAAGCACUCUCUUUAACGGAGGCGACCUACAGCCUUCCGACCCUCCUAUUAAACCUCUCCUCCUUUGCCCCUCCCUGCACCGACCCCAAGGCAGUGUACGCUCAAAUCCUUGCCACCCCUAAGCGUGUGCUGAUCAUUUUUGAUGGGUUUUGCAAGUUGCGGGACUAUGAAAUACUUCUCCAGACUCAAGAAAAAGAUUUGAUAACGUCAUUGCAGAAAGACAGCAGAGCACAGACAUAUACAGUAAGACAGUUAUAUUCUGCCAUCCUUCAGAGGAUCCUCCUUCCAGGCUGCACUCUGCUGCUCUCUACUCGACCAAGAGGCACUGCCAGUCAGCUCCUCCGGCGGACGGACAGCCUUUUGGAGGUGUGUGGCUUCACCCCCUCUGACGUACAGAUAUAUUUGUCCCAGUACUUCACUGAUCCUGACCUCAGAGUAUCUGCUUUAGGUUUCUUGAAAAACUGCAGCUAUCUGGACCUCCUCUGCUGGAACCCUGGACUAUGUCGGUUGGUCUGCUUGGUUUUAGAACAAUGCAAGAGUUUGGAGGACCUACCGAGAACUUUAACCGGGCUCUGCCAUCAAGUGCUUCAUCUGAAAGUGGAAAAGGACAUUAGGAACACAAACUCACAGGCUAUAACUCAAUCAGAAAUAUCAGUAGAAGAAACCCAGACACAAAGUUCAAGUAGUUCUCAAGUGAAGAGGCGUAAUAUAAACACUCGCACCCGCACUCGCUCUCGCACCCAAAGAGCAAGGGGGUCAAAAAAACAGGAGAAAGAAGAAUAUGACAUUGAAGUAGAGGAAAUGAAGAGUGCUGGCUUGGAAGUAGAUAGAACAGAGGAGAGGGAGUUGCUGUCCCAGCUGAGUUCUUUGGCCUGGGAAGGAGUUAAAGGAAACUCCUCCAUCCUCCCCACAGGACGGACGAUAUCUGCCAAACUCAAGGCGUUCGGCCACAGGACAGGGCUCUUCGUCUCCUACCACCUAAGGACGAGGCAGGUUGUCUCAGGUGGUGAGAGAGAGGACAGAGAAGAAAUUGGAACAGAGGAGACUGGAGAAAAGAGGAGAAAUAAGAUGGACACUGAAAACGCUGAUGCCAGUGAUGACCACAUCGUGUUGUGGGCCAACCCUUUCCUUCAGAGUUACCUUGCAGGGGUCCAUUUGUCUCUGUCAAGAACCAUAACAGACCGCGCCUUCCUCCAAACUCUCCCUUUCCAGACAGGCCAGAAGGCACGUCGGAGACCUCAAAGGGAGGAGCUCGAGCUCACUCAGCGAUUUGCAGUCGGGCUCCUGUUCCACAACAGGACAGAGCUGCAGAGGCUUCACUCAUACACAGAGAGGGCCUUCAGAGAUAUGGUGGCCGCCAAGCAGGCUUUAGUAACAAAACACCUCAUGGGUCUUUCCCAUGGUGACCUGAGCCCCACCCAGGUCCUGGAGGCUUGUCACUAUGUUUAUGAGGCGAGUUCCACGCAUGGUGAUGGUAGCAGAGACACUGGCAGCACACGGUUAGUCGCUCACCUGGCAGCGAGUCUUCCAGAAUUCCUGACAUUUUAUGGAGUCCCAUUUAUGCCGCCGGACGUGUUUGCUGUGCAGAACGUUCUUGAAAGGGGUGGAGCUGAAGGUAGAAGGUUCUGCUUGAAUCUGGAGGAUUCUGGGAUACAGAUUUCGGGACUCAGAGCUCUGGUGGGGCUCAACAACAUCAACACAUACAGGGCAUGCAUUGCUGAUGUCAUCACCUUAUGGGAGCAGCUAGAGCAGAGCGGUGAAGAAGUGCUCCUACAAGGGACCAUGUCCAAAUUCAAGAUCCACCCUUUGAAAGCCACACAAGUGUGUCAUAUAGAGCACCUGGCAAAGCUGGUGAACAUACAUGUGCACAAGAAGCUGUCAGACAGUUCCAGCCAAUCAGAUUCAAUACUGGCUGAGGGAGUACCAGCAGUCAAAGAGCUACACAAGCUGGAGUUUGAGCUGGGUCCAGAGAAAGGUCCCCUGGUUCUUCCCAAGCUGUGGGAGCUCCUGCCAGGUCUACAUAACCUACAGCACUUAGAUCUAGAGAACAGUAAGAUUGGGGACAAAGGAGCAGAGAAUUUGGCUGAUUCUUUAGUCUCACUUGGUUCCCUGGAGAUACUCAAUCUGUCACAGAACUGUAUAGCAGACCGGGGGGUGAGGAAACUGGCAACUGUGCUGAGGGAUCUGCCCAAACUGCACUGUUUAAGUCUCUAUAGUAACAUGAUUUCUGAUGAAGGGGCAGAGAGUUUGGCUUCCGUCCUCCCACACAUGGCUUCGCUCACUGACCUGGACGUGAAGUAUAACAAGCUAACAGAUGUUGGAGCACAGAGCCUGGGAGCCAGUCUGAGAAACUGUAGAAAAAUGAAAACUCUGCGGAUGUGGAACCAGUGUAUUCCAUAUGGAGUGUUUGAGAGACUUCAGCAGCAGGACAACCGGAUCCAUUGGCAGUAGAACGAUAUGAAACCUCUACCACAAAGCUAUGAAUAUGUUUACACUACACAAUAGUUCACCUUGCCAGAUUAUUUCAAAGAUUCCGUGCUACAAGGGAAUGAUUUAACCUUAUGAGUUACACAGUACUGCAUGUGUGUCCUGUAUGGGUGCUGUUGUGGAAGUUUUCCUGCUUUACUCUGGAGAGAUGUAUAUAAAAUCAAAUAAAUGGUGAUAGAGA
Molecule: messenger RNA, 4152 nt
Organism: Cottoperca gobio
Lineage: Eukaryota; Metazoa; Chordata; Actinopteri; Perciformes; Bovichtidae
Gene: ciita
Product: class II, major histocompatibility complex, transactivator
Exons: 22
Coding region: 297-3935 (1212 amino acids)
Biological process (GO): positive regulation of MHC class II biosynthetic process; positive regulation of transcription by RNA polymerase II; positive regulation of MHC class I biosynthetic process
Molecular function (GO): protein binding
Source: RefSeq, a predicted model, not a curated record